AUGGCCGCGUCGCAGGUAGAACUUGUUGCGAACCCCUCAUCCGAUGUCAGCACGUAUCGCUGGGUCGUCGAUACCGUUGGGCACCUCAACCGCAAGAAUAAAAUGACAUCUCUCCCCUUCUGGAUGCCGAACUACAUAACGAAGGAGCACCAGUUCCGCCUCAUACUUAUUCGUGGCGUGGUUUUAAGGGAACAUGCAAGGGACGACCCCAUUGGGGUGAUGCUCGAGCUAAUCCCACCGCCCACCGGCACCGACGUCGCGUUCCCUGGUGGCUGUGUAGUGACCGCCAGUCUUGUGAAUCGUGUGCAUGAUGAUGGUACCCAUAACAUAGAGGCGACGGAAACCGUUGAAAUUGCCCCCGAUAACCUGCAAGUGUUCUUUCCGGAGCUCAUCCCCGCCUCCGCCCUACAAGACCCUGAAUUCGCGGAAGGAGAAGGUCCUACAUUGCUCAUUGAAGUGACGAUUCAAACGGGUGUUAACGUAACUUUCGAAAGGGUGAAUCAAACAGUGACCUCGGUGUGGUCAAGGAUAUCGAGUUCCGUGAGCAAACUGGUUGAGCGGGCGGCCCAUGCCCUUGGUGAGACGCGGGAGGAAUAUGGUGUGUGUGAGGCAGCGCAGGGGCAUCGCAAGUUACCCUGGGAAGAUGUGCCAAAGGGAUGGGAAGAAAAGGAGGAUGAGUGGCGGCACCUUGUUACAAAGCUUAUAGUUGAGGAUGAAGGAACGUUUCGAUACGGGCCAAACAGAGGGUUUUCCAAGGACGAACAAGCGCUGCUGGUUCAGUGCGGUCUCAACCAACGCUCCAUCGCAGAUGCCCGUGCCAUCUUUGAUUACAACCGUGAUGUGCAUGAAGGGCUUCUGGCUGUUCCGGAAAUUCGACAACAGCGCUACAACCUCGUUCCGGGAAAGUUGAAAGAUGAAGUUUUUUGGGCAAAUUAUUUUUGGAAGGUAGCUGUUCUCGGCUACUGCACCAAUGACGAGCAGGUUCGACUCCUUCUCACAGUGCUAAACGCACCUCCAGCAGUUCAACCGCGCGAUAUAUCUUCCAUCCGUUUGGUUGACGAGGAAACCGUUCUAUUCCACGUAAGUGACGCACAAGAGGCAGCUGACAUGCUCGUUGAAUAUCUCACUGAUGAUGCACCAGACGGUGACAUGUUGCUUGAGGCGGCGGCUGAAGCAUGCGAGGGGCAUGCAAGACAAUUGGAAGGCUACUUUAAGCGAACUGACCUGUCGGAGUCGACGCUCAAAGUUAUAGGUGUUUUGUUGAAGCGAUUACGGGACCGGCUCACAGCCUACAGGGAGCGAAAUGUCAACCGAGGCCUACUGGGGGAAAAUGGUGUUAUGUUGCCCACCCGUGACUUGAGCAGGGAAAAUUAUGACUGCCAGGUGUCGGUAAAAAGUAUUCAGCCUCAUGAAGAACAUCUGGUAGCGCGGGCAAGCAGCCCCCUCAAGCAACCGCACAAGGAGGGUGAGGCCGACAAGCCCGAAGACAUAGCUUCUUCCUCCAUAGUUGAGUCGGUGGUUAAGGAGGCAGAAAGAAUCGGUCAUACUUUGGGUGUCAAGCAAACGGGUGCAACCAUUGGUAACCAAAGUGGCGCCCGCGUAACCUCGGGACUGGAGUUUCCGAAAAUGCCCUGGGAGGAGGAAGACGAGGUCGAUGAGUGA
Messenger RNA from Trypanosoma brucei brucei TREU927, 1662 nucleotides. RefSeq lists its product as hypothetical. Lineage: Eukaryota; Euglenozoa; Kinetoplastea; Trypanosomatida; Trypanosomatidae. The coding region runs from base 1 to 1662 and encodes 553 amino acids. The transcript has a single exon. The record is from RefSeq and is a predicted model, not a curated record.